Messenger RNA from Phasianus colchicus (ring-necked pheasant), 420 nucleotides. The record is from RefSeq and is a predicted model, not a curated record. NCBI's taxonomy places the organism in Eukaryota, Metazoa, Chordata, Aves, Galliformes, Phasianidae.
GAAGAGGCGGAGCGUGCGGCUCAGCGGAGCCGGGAGCGGUGCGGGAGCGGCCGGGAGAGGCCCAACGGGGCCGGGCCGGGGCCCGGGGCCUGGUCCGCGGCGAUGCCGAGUAAAAAGAAGAAAUAUAACGCCCGGUUCCCUCCGGCUCGGAUCAAGAAGAUCAUGCAGACGGAUGAGGAGAUUGGGAAGGUGGCGGCCGCCGUCCCCGUCAUCAUCUCGCGGGCCUUGGAGCUGUUCCUGGAAUCCCUGCUGCGUAAAGCCUGCCACGUCACCCAGUCCCGCAACGCCAAGACCAUGACCACCUCCCACCUGAAGCAGUGCAUCGAACUGGAGCAGCAGUUCGAUUUCCUGAAGGAUUUGGUGGCCGCCGUCCCCGAUAUGCAGGGGGAGGGGGACGAGCCCCACGGCGAGGGGGAGAGG